AUGGCGGCGGGCGAGGAGCAGAGCCGCGAGUACCUGAGGCGGCACCGGCUGCCCGAGCUGCUGCACCGCCUCGGAGCGCUGCUGCUCUUCCACCGCCCCGAAAGGCCCCGCGAGUUCCUGAUCCAGAUGCUGGAGAGGGUAAAGGCUGGGAGACGAGCCGAGGGCGAGUACCCGUUGCUCUUGGACGAGGCCAACGUGGACGCCAUGUUCAGCCUGCUGGAUGUCCUGGGCCAGGGCUACAUCAGGCCAGCGCAGUACAGGGAAGCUCUUAAAACUUUGGGACUGAGCACUGAGGAUUUGGAGCUAGGAGAUGAUGAUAUUAUCACAUUGGAUGUAUUCAAGGAAGGAAUGAAGAAAAAGAUGCUGGAGAGCUGGUCUGUGUAUUAG
Molecule: messenger RNA, 387 nt
Organism: Cinclus cinclus
Lineage: Eukaryota; Metazoa; Chordata; Aves; Passeriformes; Cinclidae
Gene: EFCAB10
Product: EF-hand calcium binding domain 10
Exons: 4
Coding region: 1-387 (128 amino acids)
Molecular function (GO): calcium ion binding
Source: RefSeq, a predicted model, not a curated record